Molecule: messenger RNA, 1410 nt
Organism: Notothenia coriiceps (black rockcod)
Lineage: Eukaryota; Metazoa; Chordata; Actinopteri; Perciformes; Nototheniidae
Product: copine-1
Exons: 16
Coding region: 16-1410 (464 amino acids)
Biological process (GO): regulation of canonical NF-kappaB signal transduction; cellular response to calcium ion; positive regulation of tumor necrosis factor-mediated signaling pathway
Cellular component (GO): plasma membrane
Molecular function (GO): calcium-dependent phospholipid binding
Source: RefSeq, a predicted model, not a curated record
UCUCUACUGCAAAGGAUGAACACAAUUAAACUGUGUUGUUUCUAUGAGGAGGAUGGAUCCUGCUGUGUUGAGUUUGUUCUGCUGUGUAUUCUGAUCCCCAUUAUACUUAUGACGGACUGUGUCACUAAAGUGGAGCUGUGUGUCUCCUGCACUGACCUGCUGGAUAAAGAUGUCGGAUCAAAGUCUGAUCCUUUGUGUGUGCUGCUGCAGAGCACAGGGGGAGACAAAUGGACCGAGCUGGCUCGCACAGAGCGUUUGAAUAACACGUCGAGUCCGGCCUUCAGUCAGCGCCUCAAACUGGAUUAUCACUUUGAGAAAGUGCAGAAUCUGAAGCUGGGGGUGUACGAUAUCGACAACUCCAGCUCGGACCUCGGAGAUGAUGACUACCUGGGAGGGGUGGAGCUAACUCUAGGACAGAUAGUUGCCAGUAAGAGUCUGACCAGACCUCUGCAGCUGAAGAAGGGCAAACCUGCAGGCAAAGGAAGCAUCACUAUCACAGCCGAGGAGAUAAAGGACAAGAGAGCCAUUGAGUUGGAGUUUGAGGCUAAAAACCUGGACAAGAAGGAUACGUUUGGGAAGUCUGAUCCAUUCUUGGAGUUUUUCAAAAAAGCAGACGAUGGGAAGUGGCAGCUGGUCCACCGAACAGAGGUGGUGAAGAACAAUCUGAGUCCCUCGUGGAAGAAGUUCACCGUCGCCCUGCAGACGUUCUGCGGCUCCGACCUGGAAAGACCACUGAAGGUGGAUUGCUCUGACUAUGACAGCGACGGCACUCAUGAUCUGAUUGGUUCUUUCACCACUAAAGUCUCCGAGCUGAUGAAAGCUGCAGGUGGUUCCCCGGUGUCGUUUGACUGCAUCCACCCCGACAAACAGAAGAAGAAGAAGAGCUACAAGAACUCUGGAGUCGUAUCUUUGAAGAACAGCAAGAUGUUAACUCAGUACACCUUCUUGGACUAUGUGAUGGGCGGCUGCCAGGUCAACUUCACUGUGGGGGUCGACUUCACCGGCUCUAACGGAGACCCUCGCACGCCCAACUCUCUCCACUACAUGAGUCAAGACGGGCUGAACCAGUACCUGUCGGCUCUGUGGUCCGUGGGUAACGUGGUGCAGGACUACGACACUGAUAAACUCUUCCCAGCGUUCGGUUUUGGAGCCAAACUGCCUCCAGACUACCAGACUGCAAAUCAUGAGUUCGCCCUCAACUUCAACCCCGCCAACCCCUUCUGCCAAGGUGUCCAGGGCAUCGUGGAGGCCUACAGGAUGGUCCUGCCUCAGCUGAGACUCUCUGGACCCACAAACUUCUCCCCCCUCAUCAACCACGUCGCUGGCAUCGCCUCCCAAGCAGCGCAGAGCAACAACGCUGCUCAAUAUUUCCUCCAAGCUUCUUGUGGUCAGGUCACGGCAUCCAUCUAA